This is a messenger RNA of Verruconis gallopava, 2375 nucleotides long. RefSeq lists its product as uncharacterized. The record is from RefSeq and is a predicted model, not a curated record. The transcript has a single exon. NCBI's taxonomy places the organism in Eukaryota, Fungi, Ascomycota, Dothideomycetes, Venturiales, Sympoventuriaceae. The coding region runs from base 335 to 2128 and encodes 597 amino acids.
GUGCCAUCUGCCUGGUUGACGCCCAGUACCAUCACGCAAUCUUCGCUGAGAGGCCUGGCAGCUUCUUACGGAACGGCACCCGCUAACGACAACGCCCGCUGUCAAGGGGGACUCCGCCUAGGAACCGUCCUUCUGCUGAUGCAAUCGUGAGGUGUUCAGCCAUAUGCCCCUGUCUCAAAGAUUCACCUCACCAUCUUGUAGGAUCCGAGUAGGCAGAAACACCACGUCGCUCGACCAUGAGCACUAGCCGCCACCGGAUCAUAUGAAACCUGGUCUUCCUAACUUCGCUGUCUCCGCUCACCUCGCUUCUCUCUCCCUUCUCCAGUAAGUCAUUAUGGACGAGCAGGCUGCACAGUUGCUGCGCCUUCGGCAACACCUGAAAGACGUCCACGACAACCCCUCUAUCAUCCUCGACGAGAAGCUGUUAGACCAAGCGAGAUACUCGCUCAUCCCUACGCUUACCAGCCAAGACAGGCAAGCUUUGAUUUUACAGGUGUAUCAGUUGCUCCCAAAUCUCCAGCAGGAUCCCGCUCCCACCGUCAGUCUUCUCUCGAAGCUCCUCGAACCUGUGUCUUUGUCAGACGUCCUUGCACUCGAGCCACCUGUCGACUUCAUAGCAGGUCUUCAAGUUGCCACUACACCGUUCAAUAACCUCACACUCUCCUUGCUGGAAAAGGCAGAUGGAAGCACGGCACGCAUCCUCGCGUCCGCCCACUCUCAUCUCUUCAUCGCCCUCGUCGAGCUGUGGCUAGGAACUCAAGAUGAAGGUGUUGCCGACAAGGCAGGAAAAGUGUUGCUGGCCCUCCUCAAGGCUGAUUUGCCAGACCCGGGAACUAUAGGCAGAGAUGGCUCUGUCUGGAAGCGCCUAUUCCGUGACAGGGACGUGUAUGAGCGCAUAUUUGCCAUCACCGACACAAGAACAGGACGCGACGUGUCGCUCAACGCGAGCCGAAAGACGGUAGCGCAAGCGCGCCUGCUGGAUUGGCUUCCGGCCGUGGCCGCUCUUGACUGGAAUGCCGUCUCGCAGAGCUACCAUCCGGACGUAGAAGCCGCAUUUGGGCUGAAGGAUACAGGCCAUCAGAGCCUGUUGGACUACGCAAUGUGUCACAUGGUCGACUACAAACGUGACGUGCUCAUGCACCGAACUCUCAUGGCAGCGUACGAAGCCCUCCUUGCCAUCAACCCCUCAAGUUCGCUCUCUGGCUCACCUGCGCUUGACUUUCUCUCCAAAAAUGGCUUGCAUUCUCGAACGCUAAAGUAUUACAUCGCGCCUGAGGAUCCCGCUCACGACCCGCUCGAUGUCUCUUUUUUGUACGGUCCGGCAGCAAUAUACACGGCGCGCUGGGCCGAGAUGUACCCGUACGACCUCGAAUCCCCAAGGAAUGCAGAGCUCAAGCGAGCAGUUCUCAAGAAGGCAACAGCAGCCGUCAAAGUACCCGCAGCGCGAUGGGCACAUUCCCACUCCCCAGCAGAGGAUCUGCAUGUUUUGGCGUCAAUCCCAAGAAGUACCCUGCUUGCUCUCGGCUCCUCGAACCCAGUUCUGGCCAUACCGUCACGUGUUGCCAAUGCGGACGCACUUCGCUGCUUAGCGACCAUUUUCCAUGGGCCUCGCGUCGACGAUGGCUCCAACAGCAACGUCGUAACAUUUCCGGCCCCCGCUCAUCUGCCGACGGACGCCGAAGAGCUCAAAGCCGCACAGGCACUCUACAGCCAGUACCUGGCGCACAACCCGCGCCUUUGGACAGAUGCUACUACACACGCCGACACGAUUGCCCUAAAGGACCAAGCACUUGCCUCCAUCCAUCUACUCACCUCCGUGUUGUCAGCGCGCUGGGGCGGACUCGCCGCCGUCAUGGAUGAUUCGUCACCUGCUAAAGCCGCAGUCGUGCCCUGGCUGUUAGGUCCGCCGAAGACCUUUUCCAAUCUUGUCGGUGGCCGUGGCGACGCCGAGAAUGCAGCUUACCAGAUUGCCACGGCUCGCUUCGACGCCCUCAGGCUAUUUGCCAGGUUGCUAGGCGAUGCGGAAGGCUACGCGGACGUCAAAGCUGCCGUGGAACAGAGGAUUAAGGAGGGACCUUGGGGUCAAGCUCCUGAGGCGGGUGGCAGAAUCGCCACGAUGGAGCUUUAGUGGACAAGAUCACGAACAUGCAAGGUAGAUCAGGGUAAUUAAAAUCGACGGGGACGCAGUGAACGAAAAAAAAAGUACUUUUUAAUGAACCAAUUACGCAACGCACCAUUUCAGAAGAGGGCAUAAUGUAUUCAUCAUUCAAUAAAAAUUGAACCCUAUCCGUAGGACGGACUUCUGCGGAAGGUAAUUCUCUCCACGAUGUACAUAGAACGAUUCAUAUAUAUGUAUUCAGACGUCUAUCCCUUGA